CAGGAAUCCCACAUACUCCAGCUGUGCCUCCUCAGAUUUGCACAACACUGAUUAACCAUCCAAAAUUUUCAACUGUUCCAGCAGUCACAGAAAAAAACCCAGGUCCAGCUGAAUGUCAGGAUGCAAGUAGUUACUAUUAUACUACUACUUCUUCUUUGCAAAGCAUCUGACUGUAGGAAGACAAGAAGCAGGAGUCUGAGAAAGAAUGAAAGGGGAAACAUCUUGCAGAGAGCAUCUAGCACUGUUAAGCGCAAUGCCCAAGGCCCACCAUGUGAAAUAUACACUUAUCUUCAUGAGAAGUAUCUAGACUGCCAGGAAAGAAAAUUGAUUUUUGUGGCACCUGAUUGGCCAGAGGAUUUAAAACACAUGCUCCUGGCAAGAAAUAGGAUUCGUAAAUUGAAGAAUAAUAUGUUCUCCAAGUAUAAAGUACUGAAAAGUCUGGAUUUACAACAGAAUGAAAUAUCAAAAAUCGAGAGUGAGGCUUUUUUUGGUUUGGACAAGCUUACCACGCUCUUACUUCAGCAUAAUCAAAUUAAGACUUUAUCUGAGGAGAUUUUUAUUUAUACACCCAGUCUAAACUACCUACGUCUUUAUGAUAAUCCCUGGCAUUGCAGCUGUGAACUAGAAACUCUCGUUACAAUGCUACAGGUUCCAACAAACAGGAAUUUGGGAAAUUAUGCCAAGUGUGUGCAUCCAAUAGAACUGAAAAAUCAAAAGCUAAAGCAGAUAAAAGUGGAACAGCUGUGUAGUGAAGAGGAUAGGCAGGAACCCCAAAACAUAAAACGCGAGAAACCUGGAGCUGUCAAACCAGAAUUUGAUUCCUCUUUAUGCCACAUGUAUGUGUUUCCUGUACCAACUCUGAACUGCAAAAGAAAAGAUUUAAAGAAAGUUCCAGGUAACAUACCUCCAGAUAUAGUUAAACUUGAUUUGUCCAACAACAAAAUAAGACAACUACGAGCCAAAGAGUUUGAAGAUGUCACUGAACUGAAGAUAUUAAACCUAAACAGUAAUGGAAUAGCUUACAUUGAUCCCGCUGCUUUCUCAGGCCUCAAUAACUUAGAGGAGCUGGAUCUAUCAAACAACAGCUUGCAGAAUUUUGAAUAUGGAGUACUGGAAGACCUCUACUUUUUGAAAAUACUGUGGCUGAGAGACAAUCCUUGGAGAUGUGAUUACAACAUCCAUUACCUUUUCUACUGGUUGAAGCAUCACUACAAUGUUCACUACAGUGGUCUAGAAUGCAAAACGCCUGAGGAAUACAAAGGAUGGUCUGUUGGAAAAUAUGUUCGAAGUUACUAUGAGGAGUGCCCAAAAGACAAGCUGACAGUUUAUCCAGAAACUUUUGAUCUGGACAAAGAUGAUGAGGAAUGGGAACGACACAAAGAACAGUCAGUUCAAACAGUAAAGAAGCACGGUGUAAUUGUCACUGUGAUAGGCUAAUAAGGCAGUUAUGUUUUUGUACAUUCAAAUAGUUGAUACUCAGACAGAAAAAACCAUGCUGUUUACAUUUUUGUUAAUUAUACUGAUUGUUUGCAGGACUAUCUGCUUGCAAAGAUUUCUGUUUAUUGAACUUAAUAAUUACAGAAUGGCAUUAGUUAUACAG
Molecule: messenger RNA, 1600 nt
Organism: Apaloderma vittatum (bar-tailed trogon)
Lineage: Eukaryota; Metazoa; Chordata; Aves; Trogoniformes; Trogonidae
Gene: LRRC17
Product: leucine rich repeat containing 17
Exons: 3
Coding region: 121-1437 (438 amino acids)
Molecular function (GO): protein binding
Source: RefSeq, a predicted model, not a curated record